Molecule: messenger RNA, 857 nt
Organism: Drosophila takahashii
Lineage: Eukaryota; Metazoa; Arthropoda; Insecta; Diptera; Drosophilidae
Source: RefSeq, a predicted model, not a curated record
UAGCUUUGCGUUUCUUCUCGUCAGCCCAGAAAUAAAUUGUAACAAAUUUCGAAAUUCAAAUAUAGGCUCAAAGCCAAUUAGUUGUUUUAGUCCUCUUGGCGUUCACCCAUAACCGAAGUAUAGAGCUAUGGAGGAGGACCUGGAGUUCCUUAUCAAUGCCCUGUCGGUUCCAAAUACUCCACUGACCGAACCGUAUGAUGAGUUGCAGUUGCUGGAGAUGCGUGAGUCCUUCAAGACGCUGCAGAAGCUCCUUCGGCGCAGCUCCUUGCCCGUGGAGGCGAGUCUGCGCUCCAUGCCGAGGUCAAAGGCCGGCGGACAUACCGACAGGUUGGAGGAACGGACUCUGUCCUCCAUGCUGGCACUUGUGGGCAACGAUUACGAGAGGGUCAGCGAUCCAAACAGUGGUACUCAGUGGAACUCCGCCGAAAGCGGAGCACGCACAUCGCCCAUUAUUUUAGAGUGCGGACUGGGCGAUCAUAGAGUGGAGAGUCCUUUGGCCAGCAGUUCCUGGAGCGGCAGCGAGUGUCCUGAUAUAGGAGACAUGGCGUUGGUGCCAUACGAGGAACUCUGCAACGAGCGAAGCAGUUCCGAAACCACAAUCACCGGCCAGUCCUUUUCCUCAUCGGGCAUCUCUCUCAGCAUUCCCGUUAAUUUGGUCUGGAACAACAAGGAGUACAACGAGUCGCAGAGCACGGACAGUGAAACCACGCUAAGGGCUGACGGUCGCAGGUAUUCUACCCGAAAAUAGGUUCCCAUAACUCUUGAUCAUCAAAAUUAUUGCCCAAAAUUUCAAAGAUUCAAACAUUUUUUUAAGCUUUUAUUAGUGAAUGGUAAAUAAAACGUAUAUGCUCCCAGUA